Messenger RNA from Mesocestoides corti, 462 nucleotides. The record is from the annotation of a GenBank genome assembly. Lineage: Eukaryota; Metazoa; Platyhelminthes; Cestoda; Cyclophyllidea; Mesocestoididae.
AUGCUCAAAAUCCUCAAGAGGCUCUGUAGCUCCGUGAUGAACGAAACCAACAAACGUGUCAAUGGGCAACAUGGGACCUACAAUAAACAGGCUUUUGACGACUGUUCCACUCCGACCGGUAGCAAGUUCUCAGUCAACAUUCUUUAUCGGUGCUCCUUCAAGAGUUCGAUCGAAGCUCCGUCUGCGCAAAACAGGGACACCUCACACUUCGGCAGGUGGCUUUCUCGAAGUCUGGGAAACCAUUCCAUCACAUCCACUACCCCGUUGUCGCCUACGCGUGCGCGCCUCCCUACGAUGAAGCGACCUCAACGCGGACAGCGGAGUGGGUCGGCGGGCAGUGAACAGGGAGAGGCUUUCACGCUGCUGAUUAAUGAGGUCGCUUGGUCAACUGGGAUCCCAAGUUUCCAGAAAAAUCGCCCGGUUUUCUUUACAGGUGACUUGAAGUGUAGUCAGAAGUUCUAA